AUGAAAGUUGGAUCUUUGGUUACUCUGGUGGCUAUGCUGGCGUCUGGGUACGCCGACCUGCCGCCCAACUGGCCCAAUGAUAUAGAUCGGGUGCCUGCACAUUAUCCACAGGUUGCCCGGGGCAAGGCAUUGGCCGUUUCUGAGGCUGAAUACGAAGGGCAGGCACCACAGGGAGGUGUCGGCAGCGCGCAUGGCCAGAAAUACAACGCACCUGACGGCAUUUCAGACGACAUCAUGUCCAUUAACACAUCCGAGUACAUCGAGUAUACCGAGACAACAACAGAGACCGAAGACGAUUCGCUCCUGGAGACGUAUACCACGACUGACGCAGCGUACAAUGCCGACGCUGUUUGCGCAUCAUCGACAGCUGCGCCGGCGUGUACAACAUCGUGGUGUGCUACGUCCACGUCAUAUGUGGUAUCUCAGGCACCACCUCCUCCUAUUGUCACUCACACUUCGUACUGCGCAACAAACGAGCCGUUCCUUCCGUAUAUCACCAUCACGACAUCAGUGUACCCUGCUACUGUUCCCCACACAAGUGAAGCAGCUGCAUACUCAACUAGCGCCCCGUAUGUUAGCACGGUGACAAAAACAGUGACCUCAUCUGUUACUGGCGCCGGCUACUCUUCGUACUCCCAAACAAGCGAUCACCCGUAUGAACAUGGUACUGGCUCGCACUCGACGAGCUCUUCCGGAAAUGGGCCGUAUCCCACUGGGCCCUAUGUCCUGGUCCUGGGCCUGUUCCUACUCCUGUUCCUGUUCCGGUUCCGGUUCCCGUUCCAGUUUCUGGUCCAUACAGUUCUGGCCCCGGUCUCGGUCCCUAUCCAGCUCCUCCCUACAGCCCUGAUUCUGUUCCUUAUCCAGCUGCUCCCUACAACCCUAAUGGUGGGCCAUACCCAACGGUACCAUACCAUGGGCCAGAUGCUGGUGACAGCGGUGGAUACCCAGCCGGUGGUACUGGUGGAUACCCGGCAGGUGGUACUGGUGGAUACCCGGCAGGUGGUACUGGUGAUGGAUCUGAGAUGGACCCAGUGGCGGAACCGGCAACGUGCCACCAGCUCUACAGCCGCGUCAUCUGAAAACAGCUCUGAUGAGUUUGGUAUUUCAAGCGCACCUUACCCGACCAGGUCGAUCUACACCACCCGCUCCAUGGGCACCAGCGGUGUCUAUUCUAACCACCCUUCGUCUAAUGGUGACACUGGAGGUGAUACCACGUACAACUUCAUCACCAGCUACAUUAUCAACGAGACCACCGCCCCACCGCUAAUCGUGUCGGUUGAUGAUCCUGAACCAGACUAUUCCAGCAAGGACACGUACUCGGGCACACCCGCUCCUACACGCACAUCCUCGUACGCCUCUAAACCUGCGUCCACAUCUACACCCUAUUCCACGCCUGCUACCCCCGCAUCGACCCCAUAUGCUGUGCCCGGUGCCUCUCCUGAGGCUGGUCCAACUGCGACAUUCGCAGACAAUGAUCACGACAAUGACUACGACAAUGACUACGACAAUGACUACGACAAUGACGAUGACGAGGGGCUCCAUGAGCGGGUCACGCAAAAGAAGGUGAUCAAGAAGAUAGUGCGGAAAGCAGCUCUCGCCACCACCACACGCAAGCCUGCCAUGAAGGUAGAGGAUCAGAAGGCUGCAAUCAUGUCCCGGUUCCAGUCGCUCGAGCUCGCCAAGGCCAAAGCGCUGGGCAAGGCCAAAGCGCUGGGUAAGGCCAAAGCGCACCCAGCUUCCAAGGCGCCUGCCAGAGCCAUUUUGCAAGAGAAGCCGAAGCCGCUGAGCAACAAGUUCCAGCGGAGUCGCCCGGUGCGAGUGGGCAAGGCGAAUUACGUGAAGGUUGGUGGCCCUGAGGCCAUUGAGAGGGUGGACAAGAUAAAGCUCGUCGAUGCCAAGCUAAAGCCAGACUUUGUGAUGGACAUUGGGUACAAGCUCAAGCGCCCAGGCAGUAGUGCUCAGGAUGUUGACGCUUGA
Molecule: messenger RNA, 1977 nt
Organism: Linderina pennispora
Lineage: Eukaryota; Fungi; Kickxellomycota; Kickxellomycetes; Kickxellales; Kickxellaceae
Exons: 8
Coding region: 1-1977 (658 amino acids)
Source: RefSeq, a predicted model, not a curated record